This is a messenger RNA of Rotaria sp. Silwood1, 327 nucleotides long. Lineage: Eukaryota; Metazoa; Rotifera; Eurotatoria; Philodinida; Philodinidae. The record is from the annotation of a GenBank genome assembly.
AUGAUUGAUGAUUAUUUGCUUUACGUUGACAAGUUUGUACCGAAUACAGGUGAUCGAUAUCAAUCGUUUCCAGAAGAAACAGAGAACGAUGGCAUAGAUUCUAUUGGUGGCUUUCAUUGUAGUUUAAGUUUAUCCAAAAACAAACGUCGACAUUCAAAGUCUCAUCAACAUGAUCCAUUUACUAAUAAACGAACAAAAUGUCAUUCACUGAUUGAAGAUACAACAGUAACAAUGACAAAGUUUCAUAAUUUACAUCGAGAUACAAAUGAUUGUACUCUAAUAAUUAUUCCAAAUCAACAACUAAUUAAUCAUAUAGUAAGUUGUUGA